CUACGUAGCAAUUACGACGACCGUAUCGAGCAACAUGCCUGACAACGCCGUCGCGCCCAGAACCAGCACUUACAACCGUCUUGUCUUGCUCGCUCUGUCCAUUGGAUCAUUCAACUAUGGGCUCAGCCUUGGUGUCCCUUCGGCCGUCAUAGGCUUAGAGGGGUUCCUCAACUACUUCAAUGUCGACCUGACGGGCCCCAACCCAAGCUACGCAAGCUCCAUGCAAGGCGGCAAGUCCUUCUAUUUCGAUCUACAAUCAGCCUCUGCUAAAGAUGGCGUGUAGCCAUCGUGGGUGUCUUUUUCGCCGGAGGCUUCUUUGGAAGUUUUUUCUUUGCCUGGCUUGCCGACAAGGUGGGCCGAAAGCGUGCCCUCGAUGUCGUCGGUCUCGUUUCGGUAGUCGGGGUCAUACUGUCUACUGCCGCCACCCAUGUGGGCAUGUUGAUUGUCGGUCGUAUCAUCCAGGGUCUCGCUGGCGGCGGUCUGAACGUCAUCUGCCCCAUGUUUCAAUCCGAAAUAUCUGUCGCUGAGCACCGUGGAAGUAACGUCGGCCUCCACGGCUUCCUCUUCGUCUCUGGUCUGGCUACAGCUACUUGGGCUGGCUUCGGAGCAUACUUUGCUUCCGACCCGUCCCUUCAGUGGCGUGUCCUCUUUGCGAUACAAGCCGUCCCCGCUCUGGCCCUUCUCGCGGCAAGAUGGUGGCUUCCCGAAAGCCCGAGAUGGCUGGCCAUGAACGGUCACCCCGAAAAGGCUCUGGAGACUCUGUGCAAGCUCCACGAUACCCCCGAAGACCGAGACCACAAGCUUGCCAAAGAAGAGCAACAACUUAUCACCAAGCAGCUCGAACUCGACUCUCGACACAACACUUCAUGGAUCGGCCUUUUCUCGCGAGCCUCUUCUCGCAAGCGGCUCUUCCUCGGCAUGUUCCUCAUGUUCCUCCAGCAGAGCACGGGCCAGAAUGUCUUGUUUGGCUUCCAGGUGAAUGUUCUCAAUGGUCUGGGUGUCACUGGUUGGAAGUCGCUUCUUGUACUUUCCUUCUACACCACCUGGGCGGCGACACUCAACUUUGUCGGCGGGGCUCUGUUGGACCGACUUGGUAGGAGAACAUUGUAUCUUGGCGGUCUUCUGGGCUGCACUGUUGCCGAUGCUAUCCACACCCCAUUAACCAUCAAAUACGGCGGUACGAGCAACCUGGCGGGCCAAGGUGCUGCUGUCGCCUUCCUGUUCCUAUUCAUCACCUGCUUUGCCCCCGGUAUUGACGUCACUUCAUAUGUAUACGGAGCAGAGAUCUUCCCAACCUACAUGCGUGCAAGAGGUCUUUCAGUGACUAUUGCCACCUACUUUGCCUUUGCCGCUCUCUACGUCUCCGUCUCUUCCACUGCCCAGAACGCUAUCGGCGCCUACUUUAACAUCUGCAAAGCUAACGUACGAACAGUGUUCAUCGGCAUAUCCACGAUCAACUGGAUCGUUGGCUACUUUAUCCUCCCAGAGACGAAAGGCUUGUCUCUCGAGAGCAUGGGGCUCUUGUUUGGUGAGGCUGAUGAGGUCGCGGAGAUCGGUAGGGGGGAUAAGCCAAGAGGCAACCAUACCCCGGAAGAUGUUGAAGCUCAUACUCCGAGUUCGGAGAAAGGUGACGAGAAGAGAGUUCAUGGGGCGCAGAUUUCGAUCCAUGAUGUUUCAUAG
Molecule: messenger RNA, 1680 nt
Organism: Cryptococcus amylolentus CBS 6039
Lineage: Eukaryota; Fungi; Basidiomycota; Tremellomycetes; Tremellales; Cryptococcaceae
Exons: 5
Coding region: 436-1680 (414 amino acids)
Biological process (GO): transmembrane transport; carbohydrate transport
Cellular component (GO): membrane
Molecular function (GO): carbohydrate:proton symporter activity
Source: RefSeq, a predicted model, not a curated record